Parathielavia appendiculata is the source of this 303-nucleotide messenger RNA. RefSeq lists its product as uncharacterized. Lineage: Eukaryota; Fungi; Ascomycota; Sordariomycetes; Sordariales; Chaetomiaceae. The record is from RefSeq and is a predicted model, not a curated record. The transcript has 2 exons. The coding region runs from base 1 to 303 and encodes 100 amino acids.
AUGGGUCGCAACAAGAAGAAGAUUCUCCGGGAUUUCAUCGACAACAUCCCAGACCACAAGCUCGAGAAUUUCUCCGAUGGACCGGGCACCAUUCACAAGGACAUCGACCUUCGACUCGACAUGCAAGGCAUCACCAAUAAUGACGAGUGGAAUCUCCAGAUUCAAGUCAACUAUGGUUGCAAGACCACAUCCUUGAAGCCGUAUGCCCCGGACACAGUGGCCGGACCGGUUCUGGUGUCCAGAACGGCUCCGCUCACGCCGGAGGAGAUCAGACAGAUUUUCAAGGAUACUUCCAUUUUCUGA